CUCGAACUGCUCGAAUAUUGCUCGAAUAUUGCUAUGAGGCCAAGUCCACAUCAAGCACUGUCACCUGAGAGAAAUAGCUUACUUCAGAAGUGGUGAGGUGAGAAGAUUUUGUCGGUUAACAUUUUGCGGUCCAGAUAAAAACCAGGUUGAGACCAAGAAAAAGGCCCUUUUACAACGCUGCCAAUCCUUCUAAAACCUUUUACAACGCUGCCAAUCAACCAUAGAAACUACAGAAAUCUGCGGCCGAGAUCCGGGUGUCUCGCAAGGAAACCAUCUGAAACCGCCCAUAUCUCCUGCAAUGAAGAUUACAAACAGCCUGUUUUGAACCAAAAGACACCGCACUGAGAAAGUGUUCAACAAACCGCGAUGAUAUGAAUGAUAAAACACUCGGAUCAAUUGACAAGGGGCUCGUUCCGGGGAACUAUCUGAGUUUAGCGAACGAUGCACGACAGGAGCGUGAUAAACAGAUAAAAAUCCUGCUCGAAAAGCGAAAACUUCCCCAAGACGGAUGGAGCGAACCGAUGAUAGAGUACUUCAUACAAGAGCUGGCCCUGCUGGAUAGCAAUAACUUUCCUUCCCGGUGUGGAGUUGGCGAACGGGAGGCACGUGUAGUUUGUGAUCUUGUUCGCCGUAGACACUACAACUUUGCCCACGGUGUGGGCCGUUCCGGUAAUCUUACGGCAGCGCAACCGAAGGCAGCCGGCUCGACGCUCAUGGCAAACCUUACCAACUGUUUGGUGCUCGAUCUGAUACGUACGGUUGGAGUCCCGAACUGUAAGAAGGCAAUCGUUAUCCCGUUGGCCACUGGUAUGACAGUGAUGCUUAGCCUACGAUCUGUACACGCUCAUAGGCCGAAAUCACGCUACGUGCUGUGGUCACGUGUAGAUCAGCAAUCGUGCUUCAAGAGUAUCCUCGCGGCGGGUCUAGUGCCGAUCGUUGUCGAUAGUUUGAUCGCCAACGGUGUCGAUAGCAGCGAGCCAAAGUAUGCCACCGAUUUGGCCACAUUUCAAGCAAAAAUCGAAGAGUUUGGAGAGGAACAAAUCUGUUGCAUAUUGUCCACUACGAGCUGCUUUGCACCACGCAACAGUGACGAUAUAAUGGCGCUCGCAGACCUCUGUCUCCGGAACGGCAUUCCACACAUAGUGAACAAUGCGUACGGGCUGCAAAGCUCACAACUGCUGCACCAGAUUAAUCAAGCAGCUCGUACCGGACGGGUCGAUGUGUUCGUACAGAGUACCGACAAGAAUCUGCUUGUCCCUGUCGGGGGGGCUAUCGUUGCUGGAUGCUUUGAUAGCACCAUCGUUGAUGCGAUCGCAGGCCUCUAUCCAGGUCGUGCAUCAGGAUCGCAAUCGUUGGAUGUGCUGAUGACGCUACUGACUCUCGGGAUCACUGGUUACCGUCAGCUGCUUGAGCAGCGAAACACACUGUACAAGAUGCUACUAGAUGGAAUGACUAAGAUAGCCGCAAAAUUCGGCGAAAUAUUGUUACCCUGUCGCAACUCCAUUUCUAUCGCUAUUUCGUUGGGAACAUUUACUCAAACAACAGGCUGUGGAUUGGAGAUGAUCGGAUCGAUGCUUCAGAAGCGUGGCGUUUCCGGCUGUCGAGUGGUGAAUCCUGGACAGAGCAAAAGCAUCGAGGACUAUCUUUUCCAAGGAUGGGGAGCACACAGUUCUUUGUGCAGUGUACCAUAUCUAACGGCCAGCGCAGCGCUCGGUGUGCAGCGUUCAGAAAUUGAUACAUUCCUGGUGAAAUUACCCGAGGUGUUGCUGAAGUUCCGCAGUAAAUAUAUGGCAAACGAUUAGGUUGUUGUUUUGCUCACUACGAAGCCUUUUUAAAGUAAUAAGUUAUUUAUUCUAUUAUCGAGUCGGUAAUAGUAGGAGCUUUCAUUGAAUUUCAUUCAUA
Molecule: messenger RNA, 1902 nt
Organism: Anopheles darlingi
Lineage: Eukaryota; Metazoa; Arthropoda; Insecta; Diptera; Culicidae
Product: O-phosphoseryl-tRNA(Sec) selenium transferase
Exons: 5
Coding region: 372-1802 (476 amino acids)
Biological process (GO): selenocysteine incorporation; conversion of seryl-tRNAsec to selenocys-tRNAsec
Molecular function (GO): tRNA binding; O-phosphoseryl-tRNA(Sec) selenium transferase activity
Source: RefSeq, a predicted model, not a curated record